AUUUCGCAAUAAUUGUUUUAAAAAAAUUAUUUAUCAGUUCAAACGUUUAAAUUUCAAUCAUUUCUAUGAAAUUACCAUAGUUUUCCGGUAAUUUUUCACAAAACAAAUGAGCUCAAACACACAAAAUUAUGAGGCGUUCGAAACGACCUCAAUAGUUUACUCGUCGAUAAUGUCUGCUAUAUCUCUCUUGAUAAUAGUUUUAAACUGGAAGCUAUCUCGACUUCUGAUUUCUCGACGACAUCAUCCGAAUAUACAGAAGCUUCGUAAGACACUGAUAAAAGGACGGGAAGCGGUUAAGAAUGGAAAGUUGACGCCGAUUGAGACAGUUAUUUUGGCAUUGGAAGCGGGAAUGAAUUUGGAAGAUGUUCGGCUCGAGUUUGCUCACGUGGCAACACGAGAGGAGAUUUUAGAAAGUGUAUUUGGAAAGCUGAAUCCGAAAUUCCUUGCCCGUCUAACCGCAAGUGGAAGAUUCAUGGAAACUGGUUACGCAAACGAGAAGAUCUUUUUGGAUUUGUGGAAAAGUGAGAGCUAUCGGGAACUUGUUAACUUGGCUCAACGAUCCCUGUGCCCAACUCAGUCCUUCCAUCCAUCGUAUAUUGCUGAUCUAAUAGAUCCACUUGCACCUCCAGCAACAACUGUUUGUGAUACUAAACCAUCGGAUCCAGCACCAGCUGCAAAGUCAAAGAGAAAGACGAUAAUCGACAAGAUGGCCAACGCGAUUUUGAAUGAGGAAAGACCACUGCUCUGUUCGGGAAAUAAUGAUGAUGCUCAUUAGUUGUGAACUGUUUUUAUUGUUUUAUUAAUAGAGAAAUGGAUGU
This is a messenger RNA of Caenorhabditis elegans, 818 nucleotides long. RefSeq names its product DUF2857 domain-containing protein (gene F08A8.8). Bases 107 to 775 code for a protein of 222 amino acids. NCBI's taxonomy places the organism in Eukaryota, Metazoa, Nematoda, Chromadorea, Rhabditida, Rhabditidae. The record is from RefSeq and is marked reviewed. The transcript is spliced from 4 exons.